UCCAGCGGGCGGGACUGGAGAGCGCCGCACGCCCGCAGCCGCCGGCCCUGCCGGAGGCUCCGCGCCCUGCUCCGCGCGAUCGAUCGCUGGCGCCAUGGACCGAGGCCGCGUGCUGGAGCAGCUGCUCCCCGAGCUCACAGGGCUGCUCAGCCUCCUGGACCAUGAGUACCUCAGCGACACCACCCUGGAGAAGAAGAUGGCUGUGGCCUCCAUCCUGCAGAGCCUGCAGCCCCUCCCAGCCUCUCUGCCUCGCUGUGUGCUCAGCAGCAAAGCCCCCUCGUCUGCUCCAGCCUUUUCCCCAACCUCAGCCAAAGAAGUCUCCUACCUGUAUGUGAACACAGCGGACCUCCAUUCCGGGCCCAGCUUUGUGGAGUCCCUCUUUGAAGAAUUUGACUGUGACCUGAGCGACCUUCGAGACAUGACAGAGGACGACAGGGAGUCCUGCAAAGAAGCCACCCCUGAGCCAGCCAAGAGCCCACCUCUGAGACACGCAGCCGACUUGCCUCCACCGCUCCCCAAAAGGCCUCCACCUGAGGAAUACUAUGAGGAGGCCCUUCCCCUGGGGCCUGGCAAGUCCCCCGAGUAUAUCAGCUCCCACAACGACUGCAGCCCAGCCCACUCGAUUGUGGACAGCUACUACGAGGAUGCAGACAGCAGCUACCCCGCGACCAGGAUGAAUGGGGAGCUGAAGAACUCUUACAAUGACUCUGACGCCAUGAGCAGCUCCUAUGAGUCCUAUGAUGAGGAGGAGGAGGAAGGGAAAGGGCCGCAGCCCACACACCACUGGCCUUCAGAGGAGGCCUCCAUGCACCUGGUGAGGGACUGCAGGAUAUGUGCCUUCCUGCUGCGGAAAAAGCGCUUCGGGCAGUGGGCCAAGCAGCUGACCGUCAUCAAGGAGGACCGGCUCCUGUGUUACAAAAGCUCCAAGGACCGGCAGCCACAUCUGAGGCUAGCGCUGGAUGUCUGCAACGUCAUCUACGUGCCCAAGGACAGCCGGCACAAGAGGCACGAGCUGCGCUUCUCCCAGGGGGCUACCGAAGUCCUGGUGCUGGCACUGCAGAGCCGGGAGCAGGCCGAGGAGUGGCUGAAGGUCAUCCGAGAGGUCAGCAAGUCCGUUGGGGGUGCUGAGGGGGCAGAUGUGCCCAGAUCCCCAGUCCUCCUGUGCAAGGUGGACCUGGACAAGGGGGCUGUCUGUGUCCCUCCCCAGAGGCUGUCCCAAGAGAAGCAGACCUCGGAUUCCGACAGCAUGGGCCUGAGCGACAACUGUUCCACCCUUGGCCGCGAACACGGCAAAGGGAAGAAGAGCAGCCUGUCAGAGCUGAAGGGCUCAAUGAGCAGGGUUGCGGGCCGCAAGAUCACCCGUAUCAUCAGCUUCUCUAAGAAGAAGGCACUGGCCGAUGACCUGCAGACAUCCUCUACCGAGGAGGAGGUUCCAUGCUGUGGUUACCUGAAUGUGCUGGUGAACCAUGGCUGGAAGGAACGCUGGUGCCGCCUAAAGUGCAACACCUUGUAUUUCCAUAAGGACCGCACGGACCUGCGGACCCACGUGAAUGCUAUCACCCUCCACGGUUGUGAGGUGGCCCCAAGCUUUGGGCCCAGACACCCAUUUGCCUUCAGGAUCCUGCGCAACCGGCAGGAGGUCGCCAUCUUGGAGGCAAGCUGCUCCGAGGACAUGGGCCGCUGGCUCGGGCUGCUGCUGGUGGAGAUGGGCUCCAAAGUCACUCCCGAAGCGCUGCAUUAUGACUACGUGGACGUGGAGACCUUAACCAGCAUCGUCAGUGCAGGGCGCAACUCCUUCCUAUAUGCAAGAUCCUGCCAGGAUCAGUGGCCUGAGCCCCGAGUCUACGAUGAUGUUCCUUAUGAAAAGAUGCAGGACGAGGAGCCUGAGCGUCCCUCUGGAGCCCAGAUCAAGCGCCAUGCCUCCACCUGCAGUGAGAAGUCCCAUCGGGCAGACCCACAGGUCAAAGUCAAGCGCCACGCCUCCAGUGCCCAUCAAUAUAAGUACGGUAAGAACCGAGCUGAGGAGGAUGCCAGGAGGUACCUGGUAGAAAAAGAAAAGCUGGAGAAAGAGAAAGAGACAAUCCGGACAGAGCUGAUGACACUGCGGCAGGAAAAGAGGGAACUAAAGGAAGCCAUUCGGAACAGCCCAGGGGCAAAGUUAAAAGCUCUGGAAGAGGCCUUGGCCACCCUGGAAGCUCAGUGUCGGGCGAAGGAAGAGGGUCGGAUCGACCUGGAGCUGCGGCUGGUGGCUGUGAAGGAGCGCUUGCAGCAGUCCCUGGCAGGGGGCCCAGCCCUGGGACUCUGCGUGAACAGCAAGAACAAGAGCGGGGAAACUGCAAAUAAACCCCAAAACAAUGCCCCAGAGCAACCUCUCCCUGUCAAUUGUGUUUCUGAGCUGCGGAAGAGGAGCCCAUCCAUCGUAACCUCCAACCAAGGAAGAGUGCUACAAAAAGCCAAGGAAUGGGAAAUGAAGAAGACCUAGAAAGAGGAUGAGGAUUUCAUCCAAAGGAGAUAACACCUUGUCCAUCCAAGGCAGAAAUGCUUUUUUCACAAGGAGACAUCAGAAGACUGGAAGUAGCCCACACUCUCUGGGGCACCCAAAAGACCAGCCUUUAUUGUCUGCAGGAUUAUAGGGGACAUGGGGAGGGAAGAAGGAGGAGAGAAGAGGGAAAUGGAGGGCAUCCUUAUAACUUUACAGAGGGUGGAAAUGGGGAUGGAGGGAGACAGAAAUCUGCACAGUCGUAAAGGUUUUGUUAAAUGUCUUUGCCUUCCCUUCUAAAGAAGAAAUGAAAGCACAUGUGAAUAAGCCAUUCCAUCCCAUUCUCAGCAUCCCAUUCUCAGUCCUUAGGAAAAAGGAAGGCAGUGCUGAGGCAUCGGUGGUACAGUAUAAAGGGACAGGACUGGAUCAUCUGAUCUUGCUUGUGCCAAAUGGAUUCAUACUGGGCAUUACUGACAACCUCUGGGCAAGAUAGGCUGAAAAAUCAAUACAGUUAUCCCUAACUUGCAUGAAGUGAGCAAAAACUACAGAGAUCAUGUAAAUUCUACAAUCAUUCCUCAUGAUUAUACAAUCCUCAUGAUGCAGAAUCCAGAAUCCCUGAUUUGAGUGUUUACAAAUCAGAGAUCUGGCAAAGAGGGGUUCAGCAGCUGACAUACUUUAAGCUCACAGUGCUACUCAGUGACAAGAGCAUGGAUUUCUAAUGUCCACAGGAUGUUGCAGGCAUUGUAGGAUGGGGUCAUUUGCUGUCAGUCAAGUCCCCUACCUAAUUUACAUGGCACUCAGGCUCUGGGAGCUAUGGCUAGAAAUCCAGGUGACACUCCUUGUCUUUAACCUUACCUUGCACUUGGAGGCCCACCAGUCUGCCCUUUCAUACCUGCUAUCAAGUAAAACUAUCAUGGAGAACCAAGAGGAUGGUGGCUCAUUUCUGCCACAGGGGUGCUAAACUUUUUACAGACACUUGAUAGUUUUAUAGGGGAGCAAGGACCUCAAGUCCCAGGCAGUCUCCUAACUGCGCCACUCACUACUUUCUCAACACUGUAGGCACUUUAUAGGUCUUUACCACCUUUCCCUCCAAUAAAGAUAAAAACAUUUAACUGUAUAAGCUUAGAGGUUAGCUCAAGGGGAAAGAAGAGAAAUCCCAGAAUAACCUAUGGACACUUUGCUAGAGGCUACACACACUUUUCUUAACUAAGACUUUACAUACUUGAGCCUCACCCAAACUUUAUCACCCUCUGAGGUAGCUAGAGACCAAAGCAAGUAAAAUAACCUGACCAAACGCACCUGGCUGCCAGAGGCAGCACUUAAGACUUAGGGCUAAUGAGCCUGGAUCCAGACAAGGCUGCUUGAGCCCUGCCUCUGCCACUUACCAGCUGUGACUUUGACCUCUCUGAUUGCUUUCCUUACCUGUGAAAACCAUGUUAACAAUUGUACUCCUCUCCCAAGAAUACUGGGGGAAAACCAGGUUAACAACUAUACUUUCCUCCCAAGACUACUGAGGGAAUUCAAUGAGUUAAUACACAGGAAACAUCUUGUACAGCAUCCAAGAAAUAGGAAAUGUUCAGCCAUAGUGGUUCUUCUUAUUAGCUAGAUAAGAAACGCCUGACUCAAAAUCCUGUGUCCUUUCCACUGAAGAAGAAAUGACUUUCAUGUGGUUAUUACGACCACCAAAAGCUAAAAGGCAACCAAUCUAUAACUAACAGCUUUCAUCCAGAUGCCACCUGAGUGUCUUCAGUAACAAAGGAGUUCACAUAAUCUGAAUUGUCAAUGUUCUUUUUUAAAAUGUGGGUCCUGGAAUGGCACCCAACAAUCCAACUGUGUCCGCCGUGUGUGUCACAUUCUUUCUCGUGCAGUUAUUUUGAGGUUAAGUGCCUUUUGCCACCAAUAGAUCUUGGCUCUUUGAGAGGGGGUACCCUAGGAAAUUAAUAAUUAACAUUUAUUGAGCACUCACCGCACAUCAGACGCUGUUAGCCAUGACUGGCUACACAGGCAUACAACCUGUGCAGUCAACCCCACACCUAGCAGGGCCCUGUGCCUGGUUUAUUGCUCUGCUGUUACUCUCUCAGUAAUUUCGAACAAGGGGCUCCACACUUUCCUUUUGCCUUUUAUGUAGGCGUUCCUGGUGCUAACUAAUUACUUUUCUAGGUAUUAUCCCUUUAAUCUUUACUAAAACCCUGUGAGAUAGGCUCUAUUAACCCAGUUUUCAUAGUUCAGGAAAUGGAAGCCCAGAGAGGUUAGGUAACUUGCUAAAGCCCACAAUUAGGAAGUGGGAGAGCUGGCACCUGAAUACAUGAAGUCUGACCCUAGAACUCCCCUCCUCUUAGUUCCAAGGCUCUAUUUCACUCAUGUCUCCCCCUCCUCUUGCACUGCAGUAUUCAGAAGCACACAGACACUUAAUAGAUGAAUAAGUGGAUGCAGCACAUUUGGUGUAACUUAGCUAAGAGAAGUGUUAACAAAAUGGCUAAAACAUGGAUGCCAGUUCUGGUUUGGUUGUUUUUUCAAAGUGUAGGGUCAUGGUUCUAAAGUGGACUUG
Molecule: messenger RNA, 5027 nt
Organism: Delphinapterus leucas (beluga whale)
Lineage: Eukaryota; Metazoa; Chordata; Mammalia; Artiodactyla; Monodontidae
Source: RefSeq, a predicted model, not a curated record